ACUAUGGCACUAUUAAGAAAGUACUUGCCCCAAUGAACCAGUCUUCAAGCAGCUGCCUGCUUGAGGAAAUUGAACUCCUGCCGAAAAGUCAACGAGAGCCCAUCAGGAGCCUUCAGAUCCUGCACAGCCAGAGUGUCCUUUUUGUGGGCCUUCAGGAACAUGUGAUUAAGGUCCCGCUGAAGAGAUGUCCCUUUUACAAAACAUACAGUGCAUGCAUUGGAUCCCAAGACCCUUACUGUGGCUGGGACGUGGUGAUGAAGAAAUGCACAACGCUGGAAGAAAGUCUGAGCAUGAGUCAAUGGGAGCAAAGCAUUACUGUGUGUCCAAUGAGGAAUCUGACAGUGGAUGGGCAUUUUGGAACAUGGUCGCAGUGGAAACCUUGCACCCACACUGAUGGUGCCAGUGUUGGCUCCUGCCUCUGCAGGACACGUGUGUGUGACAGUCCUGCUCCUCAGUGUGGAGGCUGGCUGUGUGAAGGACCAACCAUGGAGAUUGCCAACUGCUCCAGAAAUGGAGGCUGGACACCGUGGACCUCUUGGUCACCUUGUAGUACCACUUGUGGAAUAGGCUUUCAAGUUCGUCAGCGUUCCUGCAGCAAUCCAACCCCUCGACAUGGAGGACGCGUCUGCGUGGGACAGAAUCGUGAGGAGAGGUACUGCAACGAGCAUUUGCUGUGCCCCCCUCAUGUGUUUUGGACAAGCUGGGGUCCAUGGGAGCGCUGCACUGCUCAGUGCGGAGGAGGGAUCCAGGCACGGCGUCGGACAUGUGAAAAUGGUCCUGACUGUCCCGGCUGCAGUGUGGAAUAUCAGCCUUGUAACACCAAUGCCUGCCCAGAGUUAAAAAAGACAACUCCCUGGACACCUUGGACCCCAGUCAAUAUUUCAGACAACGGUGGCCACUAUGAACAACGUUUCCGAUACACCUGCAAAGCGCGCUUGCCUGACCCAAAUUUGCUGGAGGUGGGAAGGCAAAGGAUUGAAAUGCGUUACUGUUCCAGCGAUGGCACCAGCGGAUGCUCGACAGAUGGAUUGUCAGGGGAUUUCUUGCGUUCCGGACGAUACUCUGCCCAUACCAUCAAUGGUGCCUGGUCGCCCUGGUCUCCGUGGUCUCAGUGCAGUCGUGACUGCAGUAGAGGUAUACGGAAUCGCAAACGGGUCUGCAGCAAUCCUGAGCCCAAGUAUGGGGGACUUCCUUGCCUUGGCCCAUCUCUAGAGUACCAGGAAUGCAACAUUUUGCCUUGUCCAGUGGACGGAGGCUGGUCUUGUUGGUCGUCUUGGUCAAAGUGCUCGGCAACUUGUGGAGGAGGGCAUUACAUGAGAACCCGCUCCUGCACAAACCCCGCACCAGCAUAUGGAGGAGAUAUCUGCCUUGGGCUGCACACUGAAGAAGCACUCUGCAACACACAGCCCUGUCCAGACAGCUGGUCCGAGUGGUCCGAGUGGUCCAACUGUGACUCGUCUGGCAUCCAGUUCCGCGUUCGUCAGUGCAUCAUUUUGUUUCCUGUGGGCAGCCAGUGCACGGGCAACACCACGGAGACCCGAACCUGUGCUCUGGACUCCAACUUCAUACCAGAAGUAUCAGUGGCACGAUCCAGCAGCGUGGAAGAAAAACGAUGUGGCGAGUUCAACAUGUUUCACAUGAUCGCAGUGGGACUAAGUAGCUCAAUACUUGGUUGCCUUCUUACCCUGCUUGUUUACACUUAUUGCCAACGGUAUCAACAACAGUCUCAUGACGCAACCGUCAUCCAUCCGGUGUCACCAGCUCCUCUAAAUACCAGCAUUACCAACCAUAUCAACAAACUGGACAAAUAUGAUUCUGUAGAAGCCAUCAAGGCAUUUAACAAAAACAACCUGAUUCUGGAGGAGAGAAACAAAUACUUCAAUCCACAUCUUACUGCAAAGACUUAUUCUAAUACCUAUUUUACAGAUUUCAAUAAUUAUGAUGAGUACUAAUGGGCUUGUGUAUUUUCUGGCCGCCUGUAACUCCCCAGUCCCCAAGGCCUGUGCUACUUGACUGCUCAUGUGAUUGAGGCUUCAGAAAUGAAGUUCAGAGACAUUUCAAGCACGAUCCAAGCCAUCAGUGUCCCAUUGCUGCCGAAAGCCCAAAACACCUCUUUGUGACAUGAUGUUUUCUUUGCAGAGUGCAAGGUUGGCCUUCAGUGUUGGGUGCAGAUGUAGCCCCUCAGUGUCGCUGGACCACUCAUGAGGAUUAUUGCAUCGCUUCACUCAGUUUCAUAAACUUCCAGUCGCUCUACCAAGUGACUAAGUAAUUCCUGAUUACCCCUUAAAGCUGCGCCAGGAGUACAAAUCUGAUUUUAUUUUUAGGCAUUGUCUUUUAUUUCCGUGAGUUUGAAAAGGGAGCUCUGCUGUUAGCCACGGAGCCCUCCGUGAAGUCUCCUGAAGCUCACACCAC
Molecule: messenger RNA, 2412 nt
Organism: Phaethon lepturus (White-tailed tropicbird)
Lineage: Eukaryota; Metazoa; Chordata; Aves; Phaethontiformes; Phaethontidae
Gene: SEMA5A
Product: sema domain, seven thrombospondin repeats (type 1 and type 1-like), transmembrane domain (TM) and short cytoplasmic domain, (semaphorin) 5A
Exons: 13
Molecular function (GO): protein binding
Source: RefSeq, a predicted model, not a curated record